This is a messenger RNA of Fomitopsis serialis, 738 nucleotides long. RefSeq lists its product as uncharacterized. The record is from RefSeq and is a predicted model, not a curated record. The coding region runs from base 1 to 738 and encodes 245 amino acids. NCBI's taxonomy places the organism in Eukaryota, Fungi, Basidiomycota, Agaricomycetes, Polyporales, Fomitopsidaceae. The transcript is spliced from 2 exons.
AUGUCGCGUGGUAUCUUCGACAUGAUUGGUACCAUUCCAACAGCGGGCGCGCGCUCCGAGUAUAUUGAUGAUACUCGGUGGCCGACUGCUGAGCACCUGCGAGCCGAGUGUUUCAGUUUCGUGACCGACCGGUUCGAACUCAAGCUGGCUCAGGCUGCGAAGGCCGAGCAAGCUGGGGACUGGAAGGCAUGGGCUGAACUCAAGGUCAGCGGCCUCGACUGGGGAGAUGUCCUCAAUGACAUGUCUCCGCGACCGGAGUCGUACACCCGAGCGGCUCAGAGAGCCCGCGAUCACUUCCAACGGGCUGUGGAAGUGCGGCCGAUAGACUACGAACUAUCGUGGUCCGAGCCUCGGUUGCUACGACCACUCCGUGAAUGGGUCUAUGCUCAGCUCUGGGAUCAAUCAGUGCCCUUCGUAGCUACUUACCAACCAGCAGUCGAUGUUACUGCUGAUGGUGAUGAGUCUUACGAUUCCACCCCUGACAUACCAUCUGACCACGAUGAUGUUGAGUCCGAGCACUCUCAGGCUUCGGAACAUGAUGGUGGUCCAGGUGAUGACGAGGUCGACUCAGUAGUAGUCUCUGAUGACUAUUAUGAGUCAGACUCGUAUGACCAUAGCUCACCUAUGGCCUCGUCUGCAUCUGGUGCUUCUGCAUAUUCUGCCGAAGACUAUGAUGACUAUGAUGACGAGGAUGGUGACUAUGAUGAUGAUGAUGGUGGUGACUACUACUCAGAGUAG